Chironomus riparius is the source of this 780-nucleotide messenger RNA. The record is from the annotation of a GenBank genome assembly. NCBI's taxonomy places the organism in Eukaryota, Metazoa, Arthropoda, Insecta, Diptera, Chironomidae.
AUGCCUACCCCAGCAUCCCUCAUAACCCUCAUUGCCAUCACAUUAUCCCUCAUAUCCGCAACCAGCACCUUCUCAAUCUCAAUUAAACAAAUCGACAACAGCGGAUAUCACCAAAAAAGGAACCUCUUAAUGCUGGUCAAGAGGAAGUUCCAGCCACUAGCUGAUCCAUACGUAACUGACGACAUUGAAGCUAAAUACCUAAGAACUUCCGACUAUAAGUGUGUCCUCAAAAAACUGAAUCUUAUAGACGACCCAAAAAUCUCACGAGAGGAAUUGAAGCAUUUUGAUGUCAGGAAGCCAUUUGGAAGUUUAGCACAAGACAUGAACUUGAUUGUUGUUGUUGUCAUGCAGUUUUGUAUGGACGAGUUUGACGAAUAUUCGCAGUACACAUUUGAGAAAGGAAUUGAGUCACCGAUCGUUCAGGUUCCUCUAAAUGCCACCGAAUGUGCGAUUAGUGAGCUAUUCAAGCUUCACAGACAAAAGCCGCUGUUUGAAGGCAACUUUUGGGGUCUCAGACUGCACACAAAGGAUCAAUGUGAUGCAAUUUUGAGGACUUUUUUGAACUUUAUUGAUGAUUUUGACACAAAGCACUACCGAGGCUGCAUGAAAGACCACAAAAGUAGAAUUGCUGAAUAUUUGUUGAAAUUUAGAAUCAUGCAUAAUGAUAAGACGAGUGGAAGCAUUAAGCAAGCAGUUAGGGAUGAUUAUAUGAAGAAUAAUAAUGACAAGGAAGGCGAUGCAAAGGUCGUUGACUGCUUAAUUGAGAAAUAUAAUUUGUGA